Messenger RNA from Rhincodon typus (whale shark), 9159 nucleotides. RefSeq names its product neurogenic locus notch homolog protein 2-like. Gene Ontology annotation, molecular function: calcium ion binding; protein binding. Gene Ontology annotation, cellular component: membrane. The record is from RefSeq and is a predicted model, not a curated record. Gene Ontology annotation, biological process: regulation of developmental process; cell differentiation; Notch signaling pathway. The transcript is spliced from 22 exons. NCBI's taxonomy places the organism in Eukaryota, Metazoa, Chordata, Chondrichthyes, Orectolobiformes, Rhincodontidae. Bases 1 to 4890 code for a protein of 1629 amino acids.
AUGGUCCUGGUUUGUGCCUCGUCCACACCACCAUCCAGCGGGAUCUCCAGAUCCUUGCCCGCAAAGCAUGGCACCGAUCUCCCUGUGCCUGACAUGUUGGGGCAAAUGUCAGGAACUGUGCAGGCCAGUUCAGGAUUGACAGUGUUUGUCCAGGUGAACAUCGUGCUUUUAAAGAUACAACAGGUGCCAGCUCUGCACCUCUCUUCUCUCUCUAGGUGUCAGUCAGGAUUUGUCGGUGAAUACUGCCAGCAUUCAGACCCCUGCCAGAUUUCAACCUGCCUCCAUGGAGGGACAUGCCGCACUUCAAUCACAGAAGGGAAAUUACAGAGAUUGUGUCACUGUGUUUUGGGAUAUACGGGUGAGCGGUGUGAGACAACUGUCACCAAUGUCUGUCUGAACAAUCCUUGCCAAAAUAAAGGAACCUGCCGUCUCAUUACCCUCGAGAAGUAUGAAUGUGAUUGCCAGCAAGGAUGGAUAGGCUCACGACGCUUCCGAUUGCCACCCUUCUUCAGGACAAAGCCCUCUGGGAACCACAGCGGGCCCAGCUUGCGCUUGCGUUUAGCUGCUACAACACCCAUUAUCAGGAUAAGGAUGAUGAUCCCUACAGCAACCAUCAAAAGACAGCUACCCAGAGAGAAAGAGCCCUGGGCCACGGUGCAGAAUUUGAACGUACUUGCAGGUUUUCAGGGUGGACUGGCAGUCGAAGUUGUCGAACAGACACUCUGGAGUGUUGCAGGCCUCAUCGCACUGAUUGUUGUUGAAGUAGUUCCAGCAUUGCAGGCUCUCGGUGCAGUUCUCCCAAGGUUUCAAGACUCGGUCCCUGGCCUUCUCCUUGCACAGUGGCAGCUGACAGCUCUUCCUCGCCAGCUCAGUGCAUCUCAGCCCCCGGUACUGCAGGGGGCACUGGCAGCUGAAGAACGGCGGCGUGGACUUUGGGAGGCAGGUUCCGCCGUUGUGGCACAGCCUGGCAGAGCAGGUUUUGCGGGGAAUAUGUGCCAGAUUGACAUUGAUGAGUGUGCCAGCACACCAUGCCAACAUGGAGCCAAGUGUAUUGAUCGUCCAAAUGCUUUUGAAUGUGAUUGCAGUGAAGGCUUUACGGGAACUACCUGCGAGAUUAAUGAGAAUGAUUGCGACCCGGAUCCCUGCCACUAUGGAACGUGUGAGGAUGGAAUUGCCGGGUACACCUGCAACUGUAAAGCUGGUUACAAGGGUCCAAUCUGUAGUGAGCAGAUCGAUGAAUGCCAGAGUAGUCCAUGCCAGAAUGGUGGCACCUGCCAAGAUCGUGUGAACAACUACAUAUGCCGCUGUCCUGUUGGCACCUCCGGUGUCAAUUGUGAGAUUAACUAUGAUGACUGCGCGAGCAAUCCAUGUAGUUACGGAAGCUGUCAAGAUGGUAUUAAUCGGUAUGACUGUGUAUGCAGCCCUGGCUAUACAGGUCCCAUGUGCAACAUUGACAUCAAUGAAUGUGCAUCCAACCCAUGUCACAAUGGAGGCACGUGUUUCGAUCAUAUGAAUGGCUUCACAUGCCGCUGCCCUGAGGGCUUCCAUGAUCCUCACUGUAUAUCGGAAGUCGAUGAGUGCAAGAGUAGCCCUUGUAUUCAUGGCAAAUGUGUGGACGAUGUCAACAGUUACCAGUGCGUUUGUGAAGCUGGUUGGGCAGGAAUCAACUGUGAUGUGGACAAAGACGAGUGCGAGUCAAAUCCUUGUCAGGAGGGAGGAACCUGUGAGAACCUAAUCAAUGGCUAUAAGUGCACAUGUGUGAAGGGAUUCAAAGGCUCCGACUGUCAAAUCAACAUAAAUGAAUGUGCGUCAAACCCCUGCCUGAACAAAGGAGUCUGCGUUGAUGGAGUGAAUUCCUACCACUGUGUCUGCUCUCUCCCGUACACUGGUAAGGAUUGUGAGUUUGUUCUUGCUCCGUGUUCCUCCCAGCCAUGUGAAAAUGGAGGUAUAUGCAACGAAACUGAGGACUAUGAGAAUUACAUGUGUACCUGCACGAUGAAUUGGCAAGGUCAGAGAUGCUCAGUGGACGUUGAUGAGUGUGUUACUGAUCCAUGUAAAAAUGGUGCUUCUUGUCAAAAUACCCCUGGGAGCUACGAGUGCCAGUGCCUCCCUGGCUACAUUGGAGCGAACUGCGAGACAAAUGUCGACGAUUGCAGCCCUAAUCCAUGCCAGAACGGAGGUUCCUGCAUCGAUGGUGUCAACACAUUCUCGUGCAGCUGCCUGUCGGGGUUCACCGGUAGUAAAUGCCAGCAGGAGAUAAAUGAGUGCUUGAGCAACCCGUGUCUGAAUGGCGGGAACUGCUCUGAUUAUGUCAACAGCUAUGUCUGCAAGUGCCCUGAAGGCUUCAAUGGGAUUCACUGUGAAAACAACAUGCCGGACUGCACAGAAAGCUCCUGCUUCAAUGACGGAACCUGUAUCGACGGCAUCAAUUCGUAUACCUGCCGCUGCCAACCUGGCUUCACUGGUUCCAACUGCCAGUUCGAUAUCGAUGAGUGUGACUCCAAACCGUGUCAGAAUGGGGCCACCUGUGUCGACGGGCUGGGGGGUUACCGGUGCACCUGCCCUUCUGGCUACUCCGGUAACAACUGCCAGCAAGGUCCUGCUUUUGUGGCCGUGACGCCAUCCGUGUUCGAUGUGCCUUCUGUGUUCAAUGAAUCUGGCAUUGAAAAUCUGUCAAAGCCAGUGCCGGAUGACAGCAUGAUUGAUGACAAACAAAAUGAGCAAUGGAUGGAGGGUGGAGGGCCCGAAGCCAAGAAACCAAAGACUGAAGAUCAAGCCCUGCUCCCGGAGAUUGAAGACCAGGUUGACCGUCGACCAUGGACACAGCAGCAUCUGGUGGCGGCAGAUAUCCGUUUAACGCCAUCCCUGGCCUUAACCCCACCUCAAGCGGAGCAGGAUGCUGAAAGCAUGGACGUCAAUGUUAGAGGUCCAGAUGGUUUUACACCACUUAUGUUGGCGUCACUACGAGGUGGCGGGCUGGACACUGGAAUUGAGGAGGAGGAAGACACCGAGGACACAUCAGCCAAUGUCAUCACUGACCUCAUAUACCAGGGUGCCAGCCUCCAUUCCCAGACGGACCGGACCGGGGAGACGUCUCUCCACUUGGCUGCACGCUACGCUCGGGCAGAUGCGGCCAAGCGUCUCCUUGAUGCAGGCGCCGAUGCCAACGCCCAGGAUAAUAUGGGUAGAUCACCUCUUCACGCAGCUGUGGCAGCCGAUGCACAAGGGGUGUUCCAGAUUCUGAUCAGAAACCGGGCCACUGAUUUGGAUUGCCGAAUGAAUGAUGGAACCACACCACUGAUCCUGGCUGCCCGCCUUGCUGUAGAAGGGAUGGUCGUUGAGCUGAUUAACUGCCAUGCAGAUGUUAACGCUGUGGAUGAUCAUGGUAAAUCAGCACUUCACUGGUCAGCAGCUGUUAACAAUGUGGAUGCAACCCAGGCCCUCCUGAAGAAUGGAGCCAACAAAGACAUGCAGGACAACAAGGAGGAGACACCCUUGUUCCUUGCUGCGAGGGAGGGCAGUUUUGAAGCUGCCAAAAUCCUACUGGACCAUUUCUCUAAUCGUGACAUUACUGACCACAUGGACAGACUCCCUCGUGACAUCGCGCAGGAGCGAAUGCACCAUGACAUUGUGCAACUCCUGGAUGAGUACAACCUUGUCCGGAGCCCACAGGGCCCUGCUGGACCCAUGAUGGGACCCACUGUGUCUCCAGUGACCUGCUCGACUGGUAGUUCUUUUAUGAACCUCAAGAUGAAUCCCAUGGGCAAGAAAGCAAGACGGCCAAGCACCAAGAGCCUCGCUGCAGGCAAUGCUAAAGACUCUAAAGAUGCCAAAACCAGGAGGCGGAAAAGAUCCAUCGGCAAUGAUAAAGGGGCCAUUGUGGAAGGUUCACUGACUCUGUCCCCAGUUGAGUCGCUGGAAUCCCCACAUACCUACUUAGCCACCACAUCUCCACCAGUACUCACAUCAUCAGGGGUUUUGCACCAAUCUCCACCAGCAUCUCUCCACCCAUCCACUCCAGUGCAGAGCCAGCUGGCCAUGUCGUUCUCCAACCUAACUGAAAUGAAAGGUAUGAACAUGGACUCCAACACAGUGUUGAGUCAGGUCCUCCCCUCCAUGUCUCAUCCUUCCAUGGCUGGGCAAAGCAGCAGCCUGGGGUUGCCCUUAGGAAGGGUUGAACAUGUAAACAUGCAAUCAGAGUGGAUGAACAGGGUGGGAAUCACAACUUCCCAGUAUAACCCCAUGCUCGGCGUCAUGCAACAUGUCUCUGGCUCCUACCCAAAUAUGCAACAGCAGAACGCAGUGCUUCAGGCUAACCUGCCUCAAGUACACAUGACCAUGCUCAGGGAGCAGUUACCACAGAUACUCACCUACCAGCCCAUGAACAAUGCUGCAUCACAGUCGGUCAUGCAGCAACAGCAGCAGCAAAGUGCUCAAGUAACACAGCAGCAGGGGCAACCUUACUGUGGAUCAAUGACGCCAGGGCCCGUUGGUAACAUGCAUCAGAUGCCAGAGAUCGUCCAGCUGCCAAAUGGACAACUGAACAGCUCCAUGCUGUCCGCUAGCCAAGAGGGUCAGGUACCACAGACCACCCUACCGCCCUACCACAAGCUACCAAGCUCAGUGCAGAUUGAUAAGUACCCUACGCCGCCGUCUCAGCACAGUUAUGUUUCAGCAACAGACAAUACCCCGAACCACAAUGUUCACCUCCAGAGCGAGCACCCUUACCUAACACCUUCUCCCGAAUCCCCUGAUCAGUGGUCCAGCUCGUCACCGCAUUCCACAUCCGACUGGUCGGACAUCACACCCAGCCCUGCUCCGAUCGGACAGCGGCCACAGGUUUCACACAUUCCAGAGCAGCAGAGGAACAACAUGCAGGUGUUUGCCUGAGCAUUGGUGAUGGGAAACUCUUUGUGUGGCUGUGCGCAAUGAAGGAAGAAGAUUCCUUGUACUUCAGGUUUUGAAAUUUCCCCUUCCUUUGGUUGGGUAAGAAGGAGGAAUGGAACUGAGAAUGAAGUACUGAACAAGUCUUAACGAAAAUCAGCUCUCUCAGAAUUUAGGGACUCAAAGACACGACUUCAGUGUGGUUUGAAGACGUUUUUAUUUAUUUUAAUCACUGAUGUCACUGCCUGUUUCUAUGUUUGUGUGACACUUCUUUAAAACUUCUUUUUAGCUCUGAACUUAAGCAAGGUUUUUUUUUUAAACUUGCCAUAUUGCUAUCAGUGUCACUCUGUGUUCUGUGCAGUUCCCUCAUCAAACUGAGAACUGUUCCAUUUGUAGAUGCAAACAGAUUUGAAGCUGAGGGAUGGUUGUGAAUUGUGACAGCAGCAUUACACCAAGUCCUGCUGAUGUGGCUCUUAAAUAAUCAAAAUGUAUCAUGUAAUAUUGAAGGAAAAUGCACCCUUGCCACUUGGAGGUGGGGGAGGUUGUGAGGACGAGAUUGUGGGAGUCGAGGACAGACACUGAAGAUCAGUGGGUCCAUACUUCCAACUCGUCAUCCAUUGCCGAUUGCUUUUACAAGCUGACCUCUUAUUUCAAAUUGCCUUUAUAGUCUUCCAUGGUACUAAGAUUCCUAAUGUAGUGCCUUCAUGUAAGUUUGUACUGAAUACCUGUCUUGUCAGAAGCACCAUGGCAGAGGGAUAUGGCAGGUGAAAUAGCUCAGAAUUCUUCCAUUUUUGUGCUGAUUUUGCUUUUAAAUGUCAGUUUUUAAUCAUUCCUGCAUCGCUCGAGUCUCCUAAAGUAUUAACAUUUCUGGUGAACCACUUAUUUGUAUUCGUCAAAACAUGCUUGUCUUUUUUUUUUCUUUAUUUAAAGGAUAAGUGAAUUUGUAACUCGGUGUAAUUGCUCGGUUAAAGUGUUCUUACCAAUUAGUUCUUUUGCACCCAUGAAUCAUUCAUCGGCAGGCCUUCUGUAUGCAGCAAUUGAUGAGCAGAACCUUGGCCAUCAAGCCUCUAUUGGAUAAAUCAUUGGCAAGCUUACUUUAGCAUGUGGAACGGAGGAGAAGGUUGUUCCAUUUUUGAACAUCACUGCUUUCAAACCCCAUCAUAUUGUUUGGCACUUAGUGGGAGUUUCAGUGCAGCUGUGGAACACUCCGUCUCUCACGGGUCAUGGGGCCCGAUGGAGAAUGGAUAACUCAAGACGAUUGUUUCAUUUUGUGCGAACGUGAUGCAGCUUGGCUGGCUGGGUUCUCGUUUUUCCAUAUUAGGUCUGAAUAUAUUUGCCUCAAAAUAUUCCCGAGAUUACAAUUCGAUUGAAUUCACCGCAUUGGAAGUUUGAAGUGAAGUGAUAAAUGAAGAAGUUUAGUCGUGAGAUUCACUAUGUUAUGAUGAGGGCAGACCUCACAUGGUCUGCCCUCUGAACAGCAGUAAUUACUGAAUCCAAACCCGUUCAGAAACCAUUUCCUUUGCUUGGCCACCCACCAACAGAGAGGAUUUUGCCUCUGUCCUUAAAUUGUGAGAUUGGCUGGAGGAUGGGUUCUGGGUAUGGCAUCCUCAUCCAACUGCUGAUGUCUGUUCGGAAAAGGGAUGCAGUUGGUAUUUGCCACAGGAAACGUUACAUUUUCCAUUUUGUCCAAAGAUGCCAAACUUCUGGUCAUAGCUGGGAUUUGGGGAGGUUGGGGCUUGAGCACAGUUCCCAGCAGGCUAGAAACCUAAAAAUGCUUUCUCUUCCACCACCUCUUCCCAGGGAGCCACUCUUGAGUGGGCUUGACUGAACUUGUGCAUCCCCCAUCACACAUGACUCCUGUUUUACUUUUUAAGCUUGUUUCAUGCCAAUUUAUAGAUCGUAACUCAUCUUUUUGGACCUUUCUCAAAGUUAUACUUUAUACUACCAAUGAAGAAACACAGUGUUAAAAUUAUAAAAUGGAAUCCUGCAUUGAGAAUAAAACCCUGGGGUUGUAACAUUUCACUGCACUUACGAAACACAGGAAAAAUUAUUCAGUCUGUAAAGUUUACAGAUACUUAGAUUGUUGUGCUAAUGUUUGAGAGAUUUGGUGUAGAAAUUAGUUUUCUACGGUUGUUCUACCACCACAGGUGAUAUUUGGAGUUGGUGCUUUUAUUUUUUAAGUUUAAUGUUUAAAAUUUCUUUCAUCUUCUUUGCCCAGUUGUUGCAUACUAUUGUGAAUUUCUGAGAGAGAUGUAGUUGUGGUUUUGAACUUUCUGUGAAAUGUUUGUGGAAGAAAACAGUUGAAGGACCAAACAUGUAAAAGGUACUUUGAAAGGAAACAGGGGAUUUCAGGCAAGUCUGUUUUAGCCGCAUGUAAUGUUGAGUUACUUGUGAAAUUACAGUUGGGUCAAAGGGCAUAGCCCAGUCAGUAACCGAAUGUUAGAGGUAAGCCUUCACCCGGGGGACUCCUCUACCAAAUCAGCCUACUCAAAACCAAGCAAUGAAGGAACUUGUUUGAGUACUAUGAUCUAAAGAAAGUUAAUUUUCCAAUUCUAUUCAAUACAAUAUUCCAUUCAAUAACAUGUUCCAUAUUUGUAAAAUAACAUCCAUAAAUGUUAUGAUAUACAAGGCACCCAUUAAAUUCCUGUUUUAUCAAUCUAUUUUAAUAGAUGUGUGCAGGAAUAAGAAUAUGAGUGGAAUUGUAGCACUGUUGACAUUUCCAUUUUUAAGCUUUUUUUGGGCUGAUUAGGAGUUCUCUUAAAUGUUAAGUUCGCUUUCUUUCUCCAUCCUACCCUUGACCCCAAAGUGCAAUCAUUAUGAAUACCAGUGCAUUGACUAUUUUGAUGCAACUCAGCUAAAAUUCAUCAAGUUUCUGUGAGUCAAAUGACUGUUGAAUCAUCUCCAUUCCUGUUCGUGAAACUAAAUUGGCCACCCUACAUGGCCUGCAAGGAGAGCUGGUGUUGCGAGUUUUACAGUCGUGACAUUGGUUAAAUCCUGGUUACUCCUAAGGUUGGGGUUUAUGGAUAAUGUUAGGGGAGGGCCACGUUAGUCUAUUACAAGUUGGAUUUUUUCUUGGCCUGAUGAAAUUUUCCUUAAACAAUCUGUACCAUCUGAAAUCUGCAACUUCUCUCACUUACCAUCCAUUGAAAACAAAACAAAGUCCAGAUAUGAUAAUUACGUUUUUGAUAGCAACUAUUUUAAAAAAUACAAUUCAUGCUAGAUUCCCGGUCUUCAAUCUAUGGAAUUGUGAAAAAUAUUGCACAAACCUGACUUGCACUUGAUUUUAAUGUUACAGUACAGCCCAAGUUAAUUUAGAUAAAUACCUCUGUAAAGUCCGUUUAAUAAUCAGUUUUGCUGUUCAUCCCUCUGACAGUAUUCUAGGACAAAUUUUUAACCCUCAGUAAUAUGUUGCACUUUAAACCCAUGAGCUGAACACUCUGAUCUCUUUCCUCUGAACUACCUGUAGAAAUCCAAUGAGAAACAAAAAUCAAUCCAAUGUUUUUAAACCCUCCAUUACUUAAAAAUGGCAGCAUCAAUUGGAUGUGUCAGUACAGUUUUGACUUCUCAAUAAUGCAUUCUCUCUCAUAUUCCUUCAAUAUUAGACCAAAAAAACCAUGAAGCCUCCACGUGAAUGUAAAUACAAAGUGCAUGCAAAAGAACCAGUGUUUCUCCUGAUCAAUUCCUUCAUCUUUGUCUGGUUUAAAACGUCCACAGUCACAGGCGACACUUUAUGUUUAAUGUACCUUGUGAUGUAUCUGUUCGCCCUCAUGCCUAAGUGUUCCAACCUCCAGCACUAAUAUCCACCCCAACUUGAUGAGUGCAAAAUACAACUCAAAAAAAUAACACUUGAGUUUACUUCUAAUUUACUCUUAGCUUCUUCCCACAACAAGCUGUAAAUGGAGAUGUCUGGGUGAUGAAGGAGGGAUAUACUUCAUACAGACAAUCACGUAACAAUAACUUGUGCGUGUAACGCACGCUCAACUACAGAGAAACUACAGAAUCAAUGGGUUCAUGUCUUGUGGAGCCAAUUAAUUGAUGUAAAUAAGCUAACUUUGUAUGAGAAAUUGUAUCUUUGACAAACUUGUACUUUCUCACUGUCUUUUAAAUGUAUAUGUACUAAAAAAUGCUUAUUCAUAUUAGGUGGAGCUAUUGAACUAGUGAAUGGAAUACUAUUUUUUAAUUUUUACACUUAAGAACUUUUCAUAAGAAGAGUUGUUUCAAAUGAAUUUCUACAGAAAAGUAUUUUUGAAGAUUGUGAUUUAUACAUGAAGUAUG